UCUGGCCCUUUAAGUGCAGGAUAAAGACAGACUGGUCAGUGCGCUCCAUUGCCGCGCUUGGGAUUUUAUUUAGCGUUUUCUAUGGGGCUGUUGUCCGCAAUACUCAUGUAUUAUAUGUUCUAUUAAUCAACCGUUAUGAGGAAAAUACGUGUUUGAGAUGAGAAACAUUCUGCAGGGGAAAGUGACGCGGUGUUCGUUUGACUGAUUUUUCGUGCGUAAUACACUCCGGUGGUGGUUCACUCCAGUCCUGUCAGGGAGGGGAAGCACUAGCGCCUGACUUCCUACCGUUAUUGUUGUUACAGGAUGUCCUGAAGCUCAGGCAGGGUCCACUCAUUUUACCCAGAGGACUUCACACCAACAAGCCAUGGAGGACAAGCGUAAGAAGCGGAGCCCCAAAGUGUCUCUCCCCCAGCCCCCUCCUCCCCCGGUCAACCCCCGUAAGCUCUCAGUCCUCCCCUCCAGCAAGAGUGCCACCUUCUCCCUUGGCCUCCCCCAACCCCCCUCCCCAAAAAACAGAGGCAAGUUCAAGAGGUCCAUUGGGGCAGCAGGACAGUCCAAAGAUGUGCUCAGUGUGGUCGUAGCAGCUCCACCAAAGACCACAAGGCCUCAUAAGGAGAAGGCCAGGGCUCCCCAGCCCGCAGGGCCCAGUAAGGUGGCCCAAUCCUCCCCACUGCAGCACUCCUUCCUCACGGACGUCUCUGAUGUGAGAGAGAUGGAGGGAGGCCUCCUCAACCUGCUCAAUGACUUCCACUCCGGAAAACUGCAGGCCUUUGGGAAGGUGUGCUCCUUUGAGCAGCUGGAGCAUGUGCGUGAGAUGCAGGAGAAGCUUGCACGGCUACACUUCAGUCUGGACAGCCAUGUGGAGGAGCUGUCAGAGGACAAGAGGAAGUGUGCCUCCGACCACAACCUGGAGCACCUCCUCUGCAAUCUGGAGGAACUCAGCAGCUCAAUACAAAAACUACACCUGGCUGAAAACCAGGACCUGUCCAAGACUUCUGGACCUUGACGAGGGAGAUUAGGAUGACAGAUUGCUCAUCAUCCCAUGACGACGAGGAAAGGUUGCCAUUAUAUUGAUCCAACUGCCUUAGCACCAAAACUGGGCCACAUAGAGCCCCUGGUUAGAUAAAGAUUUAUAUAUGAUUGAUUCAAUCAGGUGUCAACUGUCAAGCACAUCAACUGUGAUCUAGCGAUAAAUACUCCACAUUCAUAGCACAAGUUCUGCUUAUUUUAGUUAUAGCACUGUACUGUAGUCUACAUCUUUUGUCAAGGAAUAUUCCGAAAGUAAAAAAAUAGCCUUUGAACUUAUACUUGUAUAGAGUGCAGCGGCAGGAUAUGCUACUGAAUCCUGUUAUUUGUGUGUGUGCACAUCUGUAAAGGGGACAAGAUAUCCACCAUCUUUAUCCAACUCUCUAUUUCAGAGGCACACAUACUUUAUAAUCUAAGGGAGAAAGGUUGCUGUAAUGCUAGGCAUUGAUAUUGUGCAUUUUCUCAUUAAUCGUCAUAUGAUCAUUUCUUUACUGAAAUUAAGGACAUCAUUAUAUAUCUUUGAUUGCUGAAUAUACAGUGGGGAAAAAAAGUAUUUAGUCAGCCACCAAUUGUGCAAGUUCUCCCACUUAAAAAGAUGAG
Messenger RNA from Coregonus clupeaformis (lake whitefish), 1626 nucleotides. RefSeq names its product coiled-coil domain-containing protein 28B. The transcript has 6 exons. The record is from RefSeq and is a predicted model, not a curated record. NCBI's taxonomy places the organism in Eukaryota, Metazoa, Chordata, Actinopteri, Salmoniformes, Salmonidae. The coding region runs from base 365 to 1006 and encodes 213 amino acids.